AUGUCGACUCCCCGCGUCUUCAUCGCCCGCCACGGCGAGACCGAGUGGUCGCUCAACGGCCGCCACACAGGUUCGACCGAUAUCCCCCUCACCUCCAAUGGCGAGAAGCGGGUUCUGGCGACGGGAAAGGCUUUGGUCGGCAAUGACCGCUUGAUCGUUCCCAGUAAACUGGCGCGCCGCGCCCAGCGCACCCUGGAGCUUCUCAACGUCGUCUACAAAGACCAGCUGCCCUGGGAAGCCCACGGACAAACUUUUUGCGCGGGCGCGCGGUGCGACGCCAAGGUCGAGGUCACCGAGGACAUCCGGGAAUGGGACUAUGGCGAGUACGAGGGCAUCACCACGCCCGAGAUCAGGCAGCGCCGGAAAGAACAGGGGCUGAACCCCGACUGGGACAUUUGGAGGGACGGCUGCCCGGGAGGAGAGAGCCCGGCCGAAAUCACGGAGCGCCUGGACCGGCUGAUCAAGGAGAUCCGGGAGAAGUGGCACUCGCCCGUCAUGGGCGAGCACAAGAAGGGAGACGCCCACGGCGACGUCCUCAUCGUCGCCCACGGCCACAUCCUCCGCGCCUUCGCUCACCGCUGGACGGGGCAGUCCCUCCACGGCGGGCCUACCUUUCUGCUCGAGGCCGGCGGCGUUGGUACCCUGAGCUAUGAACAUCAAAAUAUCAAGGAGCCUGCCAUCCUUCUUGGUGGAGCCUUCAUUGUGGAUAUCGCCGGGGACGAGCCAGACGGUGGAGAAAGAACUAAUGGUUAG
Messenger RNA from Thermothelomyces thermophilus ATCC 42464, 753 nucleotides. RefSeq lists its product as uncharacterized. The transcript has 5 exons. NCBI's taxonomy places the organism in Eukaryota, Fungi, Ascomycota, Sordariomycetes, Sordariales, Chaetomiaceae. The record is from RefSeq and is a predicted model, not a curated record. Gene Ontology annotation, biological process: ribose phosphate biosynthetic process. Gene Ontology annotation, molecular function: sedoheptulose-bisphosphatase activity. The coding region runs from base 1 to 753 and encodes 250 amino acids.